This is a messenger RNA of Siniperca chuatsi (mandarin fish), 6234 nucleotides long. RefSeq names its product ephrin-B3b (gene efnb3b). Gene Ontology annotation, biological process: ephrin receptor signaling pathway; axon guidance. The record is from RefSeq and is a predicted model, not a curated record. NCBI's taxonomy places the organism in Eukaryota, Metazoa, Chordata, Actinopteri, Centrarchiformes, Sinipercidae. Gene Ontology annotation, molecular function: ephrin receptor binding. Gene Ontology annotation, cellular component: plasma membrane. The transcript is spliced from 5 exons. The coding region runs from base 1317 to 2345 and encodes 342 amino acids.
ACCCAGAGAGGAGGAGGAGAGAGGAGGUGCUGAAAGGGACUCGAUACCGCCCCCCCCGAAAAAGCCUGGAAGAAUUGCGCUCCGGUAGUGCACCCUGCCUGCCAGUCGGAGGAUGGGGAUUUUUUUCCCAUUCAUCCACGUCCCCCCUUUCCCUCCUCCUUCUCUCAAACAAGCCAGUCGGUCUGUCAAUGUGCUGCGAACAUUAGGGCAAGUCAAACCAGUGGGAUUUUGAGGCAGAGAGACGGAUAACGAAUGAAGCGCUUUCCUCUGGCCGAGAAGCGACGCGUCCCGCUCUCCAAAUGAUGCGCUGCAUCAGAUAGGCGUCAAUUUCCAGCGAGGACUGAUGCUCACAACUCGCAUCUUAUUUUUUAAAAUCACUUCACAAGUUUCACCUUUGUGCGACAUUAUUAGAGUGGAGAUGCUUUUCUAGCUCUUUGGUUUGUUUCUCUCAGUUUUCUUGUGUUGUAGCUUGAAUUGAUUCUUGGACUUAUCAUCGAUUUGGAGCCUGGUUUCUUUUUACAUUUUCAGCGAAUCCGCUGCUGAAGGAUUUGCGGAUUUACAACCCGUGUUCAACCUGUGUAUUUUACAAAGAGGAGAAUAAGGAUUGCAAUGCGCAUUGACUAAGCCCACCGAGCAUCAACAUGUCUUUAUGAGGAUGGAGCCGUGGACACGAGUGACAUCUUUUCCAUUUUAAACGCUUUAUCUUCACAGUUUUGGCCUGAUCUCGACUGUUUCCUUCUAACAGACUGACAAUAUUUCUUUUCUUUGCCUGAUAUGUUGGGAGGUAGAUCUUCUUGCUAGAAAACAAGGUAAUGGGAGAGAAAUCACACAGAGUCGGCACAGAGAACAAGGGAACAUUGUUCGGAAAAAGACAAUUAGGACGCACCGAAAGGCAACAGAAAUAGCUCCUGGGUGGCGAUACAUUCUUUUUUACAAAAUUCGAUUCAGUGGAGUUAUAUUUGAGCUGAGGAGCACUGCUUUGGAAAAAAAGGAGGACUAAUGACAAAUUAAUGGGAAAGUCAUGGGAUUGGCACUGAAAUAGUACGACCGUGGACGCGCAGAAAAACCGUCGUUUUUUUGAGAUCCAGACGCACGGAUUGAACAAGUUUCUCCUGCACAUUUCAGAGUCUGGUUUUGGUUUGAUCCAGUACAAUUUGACGAACUGUGGAUCCAUGAGGUUGUAUGCAGCAGGCUUUCACUUCUCACUUUGACUGCCUCUACCUAUAGCCUGAUCGGCUAUAGUCGCACAUCCAUUGUUUUGAUCGUCUCCUUGCAACAGCAUUGAAACCACAGAAAAUAUUGCCCAUUUCUUUUAAAUGGGGCUACAUAUGCUGGGUGUCAGGGUUGAAAUGGCGUGUCGAGGAAGUGGGAAUGGAUUGGGGAUCCUGCUGGUAUUCUUACUGGAUUUACUGGGGACAACGGCCAGCAAUAUGGAGCCCAUCUACUGGAAUUCCCUGAAUGAAAGGUUCAGGGACGAUAAGGGCUACGUUCUGUACCCUCAGAUCGGGGACCGGCUGGACCUCAUCUGCCCUCCGCUGGACACCGCCAGGUCCACGCCAGACUACGAGUUCUACAAGCUCUACCUUGUGUCGUCGCGGGAACAGGCGGACCGCUGCGAGGUGACCGGCCCCCCCAACAUUGUGCUGACCUGCGACGAGCCCACCCGCGAACGUCGCUUCACCAUCAAGUUCCAGGAGUUCUCGCCCAACCUCUGGGGCCACGAGUUCAAGAGCAUGCACGACUACUACAUCAUCGCUACGUCAGAUGGGACGCGCCAAGGCCUGGAUAGCAUGAGAGGCGGAGUGUGUGCCACGCAAGGCAUGAAGGUGGUCCUGAAAGUGGGGCAGAGCCCAUAUGGGCUGCCUCCGAAGAAGGAGCCGCCAGCGGGACGCACCACCAGCAGAAACCCAGGCGGCGCAGGGAACUCCACCCAGUCUCGAGGAGCCAAUAGCUUCGGGGGUGAGGGCAGUGGUGAGAAUGGGCCCCUUCAACCCUCCAACAUCGCCCUCAUCGCUGGCGCCGCAGGAGGCUCUGCCUUCCUCCUGCUGGUAACCGCUGUGAUCUGCGUGGUGUGUUACAGGCGGCGGCACGCCAAGCACUCGGACACCCACCACCCUCCGCUGUCGCUGUCCUCGCUCACCAGCCCCAAGCGGGGAGGGGGCGGCGGCAUCACCAGCUCCAACAACAACGGUUCUGAGCCCAGCGAUAUCAUCAUCCCUCUGCGGACAUCGGACUCAGCCUACUGCCCGCACUACGAGAAGGUGAGUGGAGACUACGGACAUCCCGUCUACAUCGUCCAGGAGAUGCCGCCUCAGAGCCCGGCCAACAUCUACUACAAAGUAUGAGACAGCCGCAGCUCCGGCUGACUGGACACAUCCACCUCCCUCUACCCAUUACCAACCAAUCCCCUGCUCCAAAUGAAGCCACAGCAAAGCUCGCCAUCACAGCUCUGACCCUGAACCCCUCAAUACUACCUGUAUUGUCCCAUGGACCCCCACUCACUGCCCGUGAGCCCUGUCACAGUUGUGUUUCUAGCUGAAUAAACCACCCAACCCCAUUCUCACACAACUGGGCCACCAAGUGUGUGUGUGUUAAGGGCAGUGUCGUAUUCCUACAUAGCCCUUCUUAACAAGGCCCUCACGAAUGGGCAAGAGCCUCUGAGUGCCCCCUUCUUGUUAACUCAGAGCUAAAUGAGCGCCACCCGUGCUGAAUUGAAGAGUCGUCCCCAUAACACCAGUAUGUGUGUGUGUGUUUGUGGCAACACACUUUGUUUCUAGGAGUAUGGAUCUGGUGUUGGGACUUGAGAUGUUUUACAAAAGAAAAAAAGAGAAAAGGACUACAAUUUAAUAAAAAAAAAACUACACCCCUGAUCCCACUUAGCCGGAGAACUCUGAUUCCCAGAGGCCAUACCUGCCUAGCUCACCGCCCCACCCCUCAGAGCUCCAUCAGCCAACCAGAGACCGGCCCCGCCACUAACUCACCAAUAGGAUUCUAGUUUGUUUGUGUUUGUUUCUCCUGAGAAAAUAGGGGCCUCUGACGCGCCCAAUCAGCAAACCCGGGUGGCGGUCACAUGACCAGGCCCAGGCCUCUGGAGGUCUGACCAAUCGGUGACACUCAGAAUCUUGUAUAUUUUAAUAAUGUGUGUAUGUGUGCGUGUGACUGUGAGUGUGCAUACGACUUGGAUAAUAAUUAUGGCGCUGCUGCUCCACAUUAGACGUGUGUGUGCAGUGAGUGUGCUUCAGUACAGCAAGUUUGCAUAUGAGUUUGCAUAUGCGUGUGUGGGGUUUAGUUUGUGUGUGUGCACGCUUUGUUCGUGAGUGACUGUGUGUACGUGUGCGUUCUUUAGACUUGUCUUAAAUACCAAAACACAAAAUAGUGAGCGAAUAUCAAAAAAGUGAGAUUUUUUAUCGCUAUCAACACUUAUAGAUUAUAUAUAUGAAUAUCCAGUAAAUAAUUUCUAGAUGUCUUUUUCUGUUUUCUAUUGUUUUAUUAUUUUUACCCACUCUGUUGAACUACACUUCUGUUGCUAGACAUUUUUUAUCUGCUGUUUUUGUUUUUCACAACUUAGAAUGACCUUAUUUCCUUCCUUUUCCCUUUGCGUUGUAUAUUAAUUUAAUCCCUUUUUUAAUUUUCCCGGCGAACAGAGGUUGUGUCUCUCUUCCUCUCUUCCCUCUCUCAUUCACUCCCCCUUCCCCCCUCCCCCUCCCCCUCCCACCCCUCUAGGGUCUUUGAACUCUGUGUAUAUUUUUAUAGCUCCUUGUACUAUGCUGUAGUUUUGAAGUUUAGACCUCGUUUGUGGAAGUGUUGAGGUAGAACCAUCUAUGAAAGUUUUUUUUUUUUCAAACGCUUUUUUUAACGCAGAAGUGAAAAGAAGUGAGGGGCGGGGGGGUGAAAUGAAAAAGAAGAAUAAAGGAAAAAGAACAGGGCGAGAGAGAGUGCUGUCUGGGGAGGAGGAAUAAAGCGGCAUCUGAAUGCAGAACUUUAAAAAAAAAAAGAGGGAGGGAGGGAAACGAGGAAAGAAAAGACUGUGAAGGAAUUGUACACUAAAGAACAAGAAGCUGAGGAAAGGGGAGGAUGGGAGCAGCAGGAGUGAGAGAUGAAGGAUCCCAAGGAAGAACGGAUGGAGAGAACAGAUGAAAGAAUGGCUGGUGAAGGAGAGAAACCUUUUCUUUGAAAGGAGGGUCUGAGCCUCCUGAACAGAGGUGAUGGACCAACAGCCAAAAUGGAUUUCGGAGGAGCUGAACUUUAACCAUGGAAAGGAGAGAUCUCAUCACACACACUCUCUCUCUCUCACAAACACACACACACACACACACACACAUCUACCGUGACUCAGUCACACUUUACGUUAACGUGAGGUGGCACAUUCCAGAUUUGCUCGUCCUUUCCGCCAACAUUUGUGUUGAAAUGUAUCUCUGUGUAUCACACACACACGCACUCUCAUUUCUUAUAACGGCACACACAGUGCAUUGCUAGCUGCGGACACACAAGAGAAAUCCCCCCAGGCAGUCAGUACACUCUGUUUCUCUCUGUUUAACACACACAUACACACCCUCCCACACAACCUAACACAAAUUUCACACCUUUUAAUGACUGUCACAAAUGCCUACUGAUUGCAUUGAGUGACAUACAUUCUCUCUCGCUCCCACUUGCUUUCUCUCAGACACAUUCAUAUGCACACUUUCACCCACACUCGACAAAAAUGCUGAUUGCUUUCAUAUGACUCUGUAGUUCCAUGAUUAAGACUAACCCGAUGGACAUGGGAGGGAUAAAAAGAACGUUUGUGUGCGGUGUGUUUUCUCCUCUCUUUCACACACCCUCACAUACACACGCACACACACACACACACUCAGACAAACACGCUAGUGCCCAGCACCUCAAUCUAGAGGGCAGUAACACAACGCUGUGUUCAGAGGUGCAAUAUGUUCACAUGUGCAUACUAAAAAAGCUGUUUUGUGUUGCUCAAACAUGUUUAUGGCUUAAAUGUAAACUCGGUGGCAGUGGAGCUCUUAAGCUUUUAUUUUUUUCAGACACACACACAUAAGGCCUCCAGUGAUGUAGCCAUGUUUUUUGUGUGAAGCCAGUGUUAAAUCUGGACCUUACAACAUUUCUCAACUGUGUUUUGUAUCAGUAUCUAACAUCAUAUAAUGAGAUAUCUUUCAUAAAGUGUCACAUUCGUCUGAAAUGACUUUGUUCAACACAUGAUGAUGCUGUUCAGAUAUGUUUUUAUACCAUGAAUGAGUUUGGAUUGUAUUUGACUGUAUCAAAAUUGAUUUCAAAGAUGAAAUGAGGGGGAAAACGCCUCAAAUUCUUCUUUUUGUACAACUACCGGCUUGUGUUUUUUAUGUAUGCUGUUAAGUCUAUGUCUAUUUAAACAUGCUCAGAGUACCUAAAAUAUCCUCCAAGCCAAAUGAAGUGUCUGUAUCUCUCUCUUCAACAACUUCUGCAACUCUUUGGAGCAUUCCAUUCUAAAAUGACAGUAUUUUGUUCAAAAAUGGCUGCUGCCGCGAGGGGGAAAACGAAACUUCUCGGACUUUACGGCGUCAACUCUGACAAAGAAGCCACUGCCCUGUUUUCAGUCCAUUUCGCUCCCUCUCCCCCCUCCCUCUCAGCAAAAUGUCAAGUAUCUCUUGGAAAAUGUUUUUUUUUUGUUUGAUUUUCAUAUCGAUGUUAUUUCAAAGUUUUGUCUCUGGCUCUCACUGUUUGUGUUUGACUGGUCGACUCAACGUGUUGGCUUUUCUAAAAACCACGGACACAGCCACUGGUUGUCAUUUUGAAAAGAGAAAGAAGAAAGUGCUGUUUCUAUGGAACGGGGGAGAGAGAAAAAAAAAAAGCAGCUACCGCCGAGCUCCCUCACCUCUCCAUUGGUGAAAGUGUGUGUAUGUGUGUACAUGUGUGUGAGUGUGUCUUUCUUUGUGCCAAUAGACAGCAAGUGGAGGCCGCGGAGUGAGGUGGCUCUCGUAUGUAACGUGUUGAGACUUUGUAUUUGGGACACCUCUGUGUGAGAAGGGUUUUUUGUGUCCUCUACUCCUCUUCUUCUCUCCUCCUUACCCCCUUGCCUACUCAUCACGACGACCCCUGAACCUCACCCACCCCCACCCACCCACCCCUCCCCCCUGUGCCCUUGCCCCUCCCCUCCAACACACCUCUAAGGAGAGGAAAAAAACUAGUACAUUCCUGGUUUGGAAAAAAAGGUUGAAUAAAAAAAACAAACAAAAAUGUUUAAGCACCACU